Molecule: messenger RNA, 1674 nt
Organism: Pseudovirgaria hyperparasitica
Lineage: Eukaryota; Fungi; Ascomycota; Dothideomycetes; Acrospermales; Acrospermaceae
Exons: 1
Coding region: 284-1561 (425 amino acids)
Biological process (GO): mitochondrion organization; phospholipid transport
Cellular component (GO): ERMES complex
Molecular function (GO): lipid binding
Source: RefSeq, a predicted model, not a curated record
UCAUAAGGUUUAUUGCGAACGACUGUAUUCCAGCUGCACUCCUCCACACACACACACGCGCUGCGAGUGCGCGCUUACUACUUGGCUCAGGCUCAGGCUUACCUGGCUCAGGCUCAUGUCAGGCUCAGCCGCUCAGGCAAACACAGGUAGGUAGCCGCUAAUACUGGUUAGCCUGGCCCUGCCCGCUUCAGGUGGGCGCACGGAUUUGCAUGAGCUCGGCGCGCCUUUCCAUUUCCAACCCUUUUCAUCCACCCACCACCUCAAAUCACAUCAAUCAGGCCUGAUGUCUGUUGACGUUAACUGGCAGAAGCUCACUGGUGGCUCCGACGGAGCUGAUCUUGCUGAGAGCAUUCGUGCAUUCAUCCAUGACAAAUUCCAGCAGGUUCCGCUCCCGCGAUUCAUACGCUCCGUUCAAGUACACAACUUUGACUUUGGCCAUGUUGCUCCUCAGAUAGAGAUCAAAGACAUCUGUGAUCCACUCCCCGACUUUUACGAGGAUGAUGAAGACGAUGGGACCGAGAAUGGAGACGGAGGAACCGAUAGCGGCGCCCAGUCUGCACUGUUAGGCAGCAAGCCAAGUGACCAUCCACCGACCCUUACCGAUCCGCAUGCCAAAAUUCGAGGCGAAAACGGCCAAAGAGUGGACAAUAACUCAUUCGACUACUAUACAAGGUCCAGUGGUCCACGCGCUAGCUACUCAUCCAGCGAGCAGCAACUCCCUGGUGCGCCAUUCCUCUCACGAGCACCCACACCAGGUCUGCUGGGCGGCUCGUCAAAUCUGAGCUACUUUCAUAUGCCUUUCAGCGCUGGUCUACCUGGUACUACGACUCCACUUGCUGCUGUGGCAGGUGCCCAAUUCCACCAUGGUUGGCCGGACGCCCAUCAACAGCAUGCUAGCAUGCGAGAGUUCCAGCCAUCGUCACGUGCCCCGGCUGGUUCUAUCACUUCCAGCUCUCCGCCUUCUAUAGCUGAUCCUGGCUCCAGACCACCCUCUCAACAUCUGCAGAAUAGUAGCAGGCCUCAUUCGCCUGCAGGGUCCGAGGUCGAUACUUAUGAAACUGGUACGUUUGAGCAACUUCAGGGAGAGGAGCCACCGCUUUCGGAACCAGAUGCCAAUGAUAUCCAAGUGGUGUCACACGUCAAGUACUCCGGCGACAUCAAGUUAGGAAUUACAGCUUCGAUCCUGUUGGACUACCCCAUGCCUAGCUUUGUAGAAAUUCCCAUUAAACUCAAUAUCACAGGCAUCACGUUUGACGGUGUAUCAAUUCUAGCUUACAUCCGGAAGAAGGCACACUUCUGCUUCCUCGCACCAGAGGAUGCGGAGUCCAUAAUCAGUAAUGAGGCUCCACUUGGCACUAGUCUGGAGCAUGCGGCCACCCGACGGCAGGUAGCUGGGGGUUUGCUCGAACAAAUCCGCGUUGAGAGCGAGAUCGGACAAAAGGAAGGUGGAAAGCAGGUCCUGAAGAAUGUUGGGAAGGUGGAAAAAUUCAUUCUCGAGCAAGUAAGGCGAAUCUUUGAGGAAGAGUUCGUCUAUCCCAGCUUCUGGACUUUUCUGGUGUAACGCGGCGGCCCCCGACACGGUGGCUCUUCUUAUUAUCAUCGCGCGGGUGUUGGUAACCGUGCCCUAGGACUUGUCACCUACUUGCUGCAGUCUGCAGCCCUGGCGGUUCACUG